AUGUUCACAAGAGUAGACAAGCAUCUCUUCUCCUUUAGUGGUUUGGAUGACGUAACACUUUUUGAGUUUUCAGGAUUUGUGACAGUUGAAGAGGGUCCAAUUAAAGGAUCACAAAUCAAAUUUCAAUUGAAGGACGUCGGACGAAUCAGUUUCAGCCGUGAUUUGCCAGUUCAUGACCUCGUCAGGGAAUGGACGCUGUUGGACAAGAACACGUUGCAAGCUCGACUGAAUAUGGAGACGUUGACGCAUGGCAUGCAAGAACAUACAUUUAUUCGAUAUCACAAAAUUGCUCCUUAG
Messenger RNA from Cooperia oncophora, 297 nucleotides. Lineage: Eukaryota; Metazoa; Nematoda; Chromadorea; Rhabditida; Trichostrongylidae. The record is from the annotation of a GenBank genome assembly.